Messenger RNA from Misgurnus anguillicaudatus (oriental weatherfish), 1796 nucleotides. It is a transcript of the gene tmx2a, whose product is annotated as thioredoxin-related transmembrane protein 2a. The record is from RefSeq and is a predicted model, not a curated record. Gene Ontology annotation, biological process: brain development. Gene Ontology annotation, molecular function: disulfide oxidoreductase activity. NCBI's taxonomy places the organism in Eukaryota, Metazoa, Chordata, Actinopteri, Cypriniformes, Cobitidae. Gene Ontology annotation, cellular component: membrane-bounded organelle.
UUCUUUUCUUUCCCACAUGGACGUCAGUCUGUAAUACGUGUUCAGCAAUGGGGUUAAUUACAGGGCUGUUUGCCAUUUUUUACCAUUUACCGAGGAUAUAUAAAUGGUUUUUUAGGCCUUAUUAUUUCUUAUCAUUGCUUAUGACACUGGCCUUUGCUUUAGUACGGAACUGUCCGGGACUGUGUGAACAUUUACCGUCUCAAAGAGAGGACGGCAACUCGUGCGCUUUUGACUGGAGAGAGGUGGAGAUUUUAAUGUUUCUCAGUGCUAUAGUGAUGAUGAAGAAUCGAAGAGCGGUAACUUUGGAGCAACAUUUAGGGAAUAUAUUUCUCUUCAGUAAGGUUGCUAAUGUGGUGUUGUUCUUCAGAGUUGACCUGAGACUUGGUCUUCUGUAUGUCAUGCUGUGUGUGGUGUUUUUGAUUGCAUGUAAACAACCAGUUUACAUGGGCCCCGAAUACAUCACAUACUUUAGUGACGCAACUAUAGAUGAAGAACUACAGCGGGACAAUCGAGUGACAUGGAUUGUAGAGUUUUAUGCCAACUGGUCUCCAGAGUGUCAAUCAUUUGCCCCGAUUUUUGCUGAAUUGUCACUUAAGUAUAGCUGCAUAGGCCUCAAAUUUGGAAAAGUGGAUAUUGGACAAUAUGGAGAGGUGGCCACGAGGUACAGGAUAAAUCCAUCGCCCCUCUCCAAGCAGUUGCCCUCUCUAUUGCUAUUGCAGGGUGGACGGGAAUUCAUGCGUCGCCCCCAGGUGGACAACAAGGGAAGGGCCGUUGCAUGGAGUUUCACAGAGGAAAAUAUAAUUCGAGAAUUCAACCUAAAUGAGAUAUUUAAAAAAUGUAAGAAACACAACAAAGGAGAGAAAAGUGAGGAACCAAUGGAACUUCAGGAGGAGGGUCCUAAUGCUGGAGAAGAGCCAAUCCCUUUAGAUGGGGCAAAGGAACAAGAGAGUAAAAAAGACAAAUAAGAAAUAAAACACGAUUAUUGGUGGAAUUCAUUAAGGUUCAUAAAAAAGCUGUUUUCACAUCCAUCUUUUUAUGUGUAAUACACAUCUUAUAGUUCUUAAACGUCUUAAACUCUUUAUAUUUACUAUUUAAAUGGCCUUUGUUGUUUUUUUGUUAAGUCUCUCAGAUCUUAUUAUCAUUCAUUCAUGGCUUUCGAUCAGUUUUUAAUGGGCUGCUGUCAUUGGCCAAGCUUGGCCAAAAGAGAACAAUUACAUUUAUGUUUCCUCCCAAUUGGAUACAUUUGUCUAUUCAUGUGCCAUAUGAUUACAAGUUAAGUUUAAAUUCAAAGUCAUUACAAUUUGGUUGUCUUUAACAUGAUUUUUUUGUAAGUAUUAGAUGGUUUUAUAAGAUCCUUCUAUGUCUUGGUUGGUUUGUGUUGGUGAUUUGUGUUAAGGUGGGUUAUGUGCAUAUAAAAAUCUGCAAUAUAUAAUAUCCUGACCUGUAUCUACAAUCAUUUCUGUGUAGCCUACCAGACCUAGCUAUUAGUCAGAUUGCCAUUUGUCUGUGUAUUUAUAUGCAGAGAAAUGUAUUUAUACAUUUAAACAUUAAGACAAAUGAAAAGGCUGAUAAUGACCUGCCAUGCUGUUUUCCUGCACAGCCCAUUAACCCGGGCAAGCAAAACCUCCUUUCAUAUUUCAUACACUGAAUAGGAUCAUCCUUGCCAAAGCUCUCUGACUAUGGUAUGGACUAGGACUAAAGGACCCCCCGGCUUGUAAAAAAACAGGUCCACAACACUUGAUACUGAGGAUCUCUAUUAUUUUCUUGAAAUAAAUAGGAUGCUGUUUGUAAAUUGA